Messenger RNA from Trematosphaeria pertusa, 525 nucleotides. RefSeq lists its product as uncharacterized. The record is from RefSeq and is a predicted model, not a curated record. The annotation marks the transcript as partial. The transcript has a single exon. Lineage: Eukaryota; Fungi; Ascomycota; Dothideomycetes; Pleosporales; Trematosphaeriaceae.
CAGGACGACUCGGUACAAAAGUACAUGCUUUUGUCGUCACAACAGGAGGUCCUCCGCCGUCGCCUGUCUCUCCACAUCCCCACCUCCGCCCCCAUGACGGCCUCGUCACCUGAAUUCCAGUCUCUGGCAUCGUCACCCGUAUACUCUCGGCCUACCUACGCUGUGCCCUGGUCGGCUGAUCCGGACUACGCCUCGGCCUGGCCAUCACCUACCGAACCCAUCCCAGCACAACCCGGGAUGGUCCACCGAAACACCAUCGACGACCCACACUGCGAAGACUCCCACAAGAUGUGUGAGAUCAAUCAGGAGAUCAAGGCUACUCUUACCGAGCUGCUGAACACCGACUCUGUACGCUCAGACGAAAAGUACCGGGCCUGGGUGCAAGCACGCCUUAUGGAUGCGGAACACCAGAUCCGCCAGCAGCGCCGUCGCCGAUCCAGUGGCUCCAUCGUCGACCGAGAGUUCGCCUCGUCUAUCGCAGAGCACCUGGACCUUGGCAUCCAUUCCUGCAAGACCUGGAGUUGA